This is a messenger RNA of Echinococcus granulosus, 2022 nucleotides long. RefSeq names its product Tyrosine-protein phosphatase non-receptor type. The record is from RefSeq and is a predicted model, not a curated record. Gene Ontology annotation, molecular function: protein tyrosine phosphatase activity. Gene Ontology annotation, biological process: protein dephosphorylation. The coding region runs from base 1 to 2022 and encodes 673 amino acids. The transcript has 11 exons. Lineage: Eukaryota; Metazoa; Platyhelminthes; Cestoda; Cyclophyllidea; Taeniidae.
AUGAUUCAAGAAUUUGUGAGUCGCGUCCGCACGAUCCCCUAUGGCGCUAUGUUGGAAACAAAUGAGGCAACUAAAAUUGCAAAACUUUUUCUUCGUGCUCGGAAGUUUGAUGUUAAUAGGGCCCUCGAGUUGUACAAAUCGUAUAAACAUAUGCGCUACAGUAACCAACUGGAGGCCAUUGACCCCUUGGAGGAGGGUGUUAGAAGGGAACUUUUGUCCGAAAAGUUUACUGUUUUGUCGCAUUCCUCGAGCCUGGAUCCAACGGUGAUGGUGUUUACAGUUCGUCGACACUGGCCACCCAAUUGCACAGAUAGAGACGUGCUCAAAGGUAUCAUCUACCAGUUAGACGCGGCUCUGCUUGAUGAACAGACACAGGAACAGGGUGUAACCGUGAUCUACGAUAUGACUGAUGCUAAGUACUCAAAUUUUGGUGCUGAUCUCUCCAUGAAACUGCUCAAUCUCCUCACUGGUAGUUAUCCAGCUCGUAUCCGUAACAUCCUUAUUGUUGCUGCUCCCUUUUGGUUUCGACCACCCUACCAUCUAUCUCGUCUCUUCGUCAAGGACAAGAUUCGUGAAAGGAUCUUCGCCAUCGAACGGCGCCAGCUGAUAAAUUUCCUUCCCCUCACGAGCAUUCCACAGAGCCUUGGCGGUAGCUUGCCCCACCGCCACCUCGACUGGCUCCGCACCUGCUUCGAUCGUCUUGGCGCCGUAUUGCCUAAUGAGGACUACUUCAAUCCCAUAAAGGCUGUCCCGUCUCUCCUCUCCGCGUCUGCUACUCUCCCAUUGCAUAGCGUCGCCACCAUGGCAGCCAAGCGUCGUGUCUCCCUCAAUCAGAACCAGCUUCACCACUUUCCGCAUCAGCGACUUAGCAAUGGGGGCGGCAGUAGUGUGAAUCGAGUCAAUUCUGUCACGCCCUUGGGACGAGGGCUAACCACAUGGACCUACAACCGUCUGCUCCGACCUGAUGCGUCGAUGAACAGCAGCAGCAGUGUCUCCGUUUCCAAUGAUGAAGUUACUACUACUACCACCACAAAAAACAACCAGGAUGACAUAGUUUCUAUUACCUCUGCAACCCGCAUAUCUGUUGCCCAAUUCCUUGCCGAAUUCCCCCGCAAAUUUCCCACUACCUUUGAACGUGAAUUCGAGACAAGUAUUCGACAGUUUGGUGGUGGUAGCUGUGGUGUUGGUGGCAAUGCUAGUGCCAGUCGCUUUUCCAGUCGUAUCAACUGGCCAAAAAACCGCUAUGUGGAUGUUCCGUGUCUGGAUCAUUCUGCGGUGCCGCUGCCCAAUGAUGCCUACAUCCAUGCCAACUUUGUGGAUGGUUAUAAACGCAGAAAGGCGUAUAUUCUUACUCAGGGUCCCCUUGAAAGUACAGCGGUAGACUUCUGGCAGAUGGUAUGGACUACCGGCGCUUCCAUCAUAAUAAUGCUCACCAGAAUCGUGGAGAAUGGUAGAGUGAAGUGUGGUCAGUACUGGCCUCCCAUAGAGACCAAUUAUGGACACAGCUCUUCUGCUUCUACGGCCACUAAGCGUUUUCCACCCUUCUCAGUGACCAACGUGCAACAGACAGUGGAAGCGAAUGGACUUUACCAACUCUCCCGUCUGCACUUGUCUAAGUCACAGGGUAAAAUCACUGCAUUCGAGCCAUCUAAUCCUACCAGCUCUCUCGCAGAGACACGUAAAAUUGAGCACUACCUCUUCCUCGGCUGGCCCGAUUUCGACGUGCCAAAGGAACCUCAUGAUUUUCUCACCUUCCUCGAUGUCAUUAAUGAGCGUCUUCGGCAAUCAUCCACCUCGUUACCCACCUCCCCCCUCAUCAUCCACUGUUCAGCUGGCAUUGGUCGUACGGGCACAUUCACGGCGAUUGACAUCUGUCUGGCCCAGGCAAAAGCUGAGGGAUACGUGGAUGUGCCUGGAGUAGUUACACGAAUCCGUCAACAGCGGGCAUGCUCUGUUCAACUGGCCAAACAGUAUGCCUUCAUCUAUCAGGCGGUGUACACGAGACUGAGGGCCAUCAUGUGA